AUGUCCGCGUCAAAAUCAAAGGAUGCAUGGGACAUACUCAAACAAGAAUUCAAGGGUUCCGAUAAGGUAAUCUCUAUCAAACUACAAUCUUUAUGGAGAGAUUUUGAUAACAUAAAGAUGAAAGAUAAUGAAUCCGUGAAAGAAUUUUCUGAUAGAAUUACCUCAAUUAUUAAUCAAAUUAGAAGCUAUGGGGAUAAAAUAGAGGAUAAGAAGAUAGUUGAGAAGAUACUAAGAAGUCUUCCCCCUACAUGGGAUUAUAUUGUUGCUGCCAUAGAAGAAUCUAAAGACUUAUCAAAAUUAAGUUUUUAUGAACUAAUGGCUUCUUUGGAGUCACAUGAGCUUAGAAGAAACAGAUUUUCAAGCCAAGAGGUGGAACAAGCGUUUCAGUCAAAACUAAUAUUUUCAAGGAAAGGAGGAGAUGGAACUAAAGAAAAUAAAGAAAGAAGAUUUUCUCAGAAAGUACAAGAUGGAAGAGGCAACUACCAUAAAAGAAAGUUUAGGAGACAAGGAAAAAUUAAUGAGAGAGAUAAAGAUUUCUCAAAAGAAGAAAAGGAUACUUGGUAUUUGGAUAGUGGAUGCAAUAAUCAUAUGACAGGAAAUAAGAGCAUCUUCGUAGAGUUGAAGGAUGAAACAAGCUCUCAAAUAAAGCUUGGAGACGAAAAAUUACAAAACAUUGAAGGAAAGGGAGUGAUAGCAGUCCAGACAAAGGGAGGUAAGACGAAAUACAUCUCAGAUGUUCUUUAUGUUCCGGGGCUAACUUAA
Molecule: messenger RNA, 762 nt
Organism: Asparagus officinalis (garden asparagus)
Lineage: Eukaryota; Viridiplantae; Streptophyta; Magnoliopsida; Asparagales; Asparagaceae
Exons: 2
Coding region: 1-762 (253 amino acids)
Source: RefSeq, a predicted model, not a curated record